ACACCCAAUCCCCUUUCCCCUGCAGACCCAUCUUCUCCCACAAGCCAACAGCUACCCAGACACAAACUUCCUCAAUUCUCUUUUUCCUCCCUUGUCCCGGAAGAAUCAAGCAACUGAUCAAAAGCCGCCUCUCUCCCGGUCUGCCCUUUCUUUUCUCAGAAGCUACUCUUUCAUUUCUCUAUAUUACUUACUAGUACACUUUCCUUUUUUCUUCCCCUCUGCAUGUUGUCUCUGUCGAAGCUUUCACGGCCCUCAUUUCCCCACACGAGAAAUCGCUGCUCCUCACGGAAAAGCAUUUCCAAAAGGUCCCGUUUUCCCCUUUAUAUAACCCCAACACCCUUGCUGCAAUCUCUCUGUCCAUCUUUCACUGAGAAGUAACAAUGACGGGGCUCCCGCUGACAGCGAUUGCUCAGUCCUUGCUGUUGUUGGCUAUUUUUGUUCUCCUCCAUUCUUGUUUGGUAGCCCAUGCAAUUUUAAACCCUAUUGAUUUUCUGGCUUUACAAUCUAUUCGGAAGAGCUUGGAUGAUUUGCCCGGUUCCCAUUUUUUCGCUUCCUGGGAUUUUACCUCCGAUCCCUGCAACUUCGCCGGAGUGUAUUGCGUUGGAGAUAAUGUCAUCGCCUUGAAUCUCGGCGACCCUAGAGCUGGUUCCCCUGGACUCACAGGCAGGCUGGACCCUGCCAUUGGCAAACUCUCCGCCCUCACCGAAUUCACCGUUGUUCCCGGACGGAUCAUCGGCCCGUUGCCGGAAUCCUUAUCCCAGUUGAAGAACCUCAGGUUCCUUGCCGUGAGCCGGAACUUCAUCUCCGGUCAGAUUCCCGCUACUCUGGGUCAGCUCCGAGGUCUGCAUACCCUGGACCUUAGCUUCAAUCAGCUGACCGGAAGCAUUCCUUGGUCGGUGGGAGCACUGCCGGCGCUGUCCAACGUCAUUCUCUGCCACAACCGUCUCUCGGGUCCGGUCCCUCCUUUUGUUUCGCAGACAUUAACCCGGCUAGACCUCAAACAGAACGAUCUUUCGGGGUCCUUGUCCCCGGCUUCGCUCCCUCCAUCCCUUGAAUACCUCUCGUUGUCGUGGAACCGAUUCAGCGGUCCGGUGGACAGGCUUCUCGGCGGUUUAAAUCGGCUGAAUUACUUGGACCUGAGCUUGAACCAAUUCACCGGCUGCAUUCCAGGUCGCUUAUUCUCUUUCCCAAUCGCCAACCUCCAAUUACAAAGGAACUUAUUUUCGGGUCCGGUUGAACCGGUCGAUCAGGUGACAAUUCCCACCGUUGAUCUGAGUUACAACAGGUUAUCGGGUGAAAUAUCCCCACUCCUCGCGACGGUACAGAAUUUGUAUCUGAACAAUAACCGGUUCAUGGGUCAGGUGCCAAAUAGCCUGGUGGAUCGGUUGUUAUCGGCAGGUAUACAGAUACUGUAUCUGCAGCAUAACUAUUUAACAGGGAUCGACAUCAAUCCGGGGGCUGAGAUUCCGGUGAGCAGUUCGCUGUGUCUGCAGUACAAUUGCAUGGUGCCGCCACUGCAAACUCCUUGCCCGCUCAAGGCUGGGAAGCAGAAGACCAGGCCGACCGAUCAGUGUAUUGAGUGGAAGGGUAGAACCAGGAAUUAGACCGUCGUCGUGUUUAUUUCACCAAUGGGCAAAAUUUUUGCAGGCUCUCUAUUUUUGGUCAAGCCGUGACACAUUUUCUUUUCUUUUUUUUUUUUUUGGGUUUGGGAGGGGGUUGUAUGUGUGGGGGAAGUGGAAGAAGGCAAAUAGGAGAUUCAUUUUAUUUAUUUUUGUGAUGAGUAUAUUAAUUGGGGUUAAAGUACUGAGUAGCGGUAGUACUCAACAAGUAGCAGAAAAAUAAAAAGCAAAGCAAAAUGUGGAUAAGCAGAGAAACUACUACUAAUAUUUAUUAUUUUUUGUAAAUUUUUCGGGAUAUGGUACUUCUCUGAUGAUAAAUAGGAGUUGAUGGGUAAGAAGUUGAUUAUGCUUUGUUUAAUUUUUAGUGAGUGACUAAUAAGAU
Molecule: messenger RNA, 2001 nt
Organism: Coffea eugenioides
Lineage: Eukaryota; Viridiplantae; Streptophyta; Magnoliopsida; Gentianales; Rubiaceae
Product: LRR receptor-like serine/threonine-protein kinase ERECTA
Exons: 1
Coding region: 381-1604 (407 amino acids)
Molecular function (GO): protein binding
Source: RefSeq, a predicted model, not a curated record